AUGCUAGUGAAGCUUAAAGGAAAUCCCUUCAAUAUCUGUGUAUUAAUGGUAUACGCACCAACAUCAGACAGUAGCGAGGAAGAGAUUGAUAAGUUUUAUGACACAUUAGACACAACAAAAGGGCAAUGCAGCUCCCAAGAUGUUAUCAUCGUUAUGGGAGAUUUGAAUGCAAAGGUUGGCCAAGAUCAAGACAGGAUGAUCAGAAUAGUUGGAAAAUAUGGGCUUGGGACAAGAAAUGAUGUCAAGAAUCAAAUUGACUACAUCACCAUCAACAAUAGAUUCAGAAAUGCAGUCAAACAAUCAAAAGCAUUUCCAGGAACGGAUUGUGGAAGCGACCAUAUCCCAGUUAUCUGUAAACUUAUGGUGAAACUAAAGAAGCUAAAACAAGCUAAGCCAAGGCUGCAGUUUGAAACUCUCCAAAGUAACCCCGAGUUUGCAGGCAAGAAGUCGUGUUCUUCAGGAGGAUGUUUAAAGGCAAAAGACGGGACGAUCAUCUUAGAAGAGGACAAAAUUUUAGAAAGGUGGACAGAAUAUAUGCAAGAGCUGUUUCAGGAUGACCGAGAAGAAUUUGAAACUGAAAAACUCACAGACGUCAUUAACGAGAUCAAUGACAGCGGUGAAUUUCCCGAGGAGCUAAGUAAAUCAAUCUUCACUGCACUACCAAAGAAGCCAAGAAGCAAAGAAGUCUAA
Molecule: messenger RNA, 690 nt
Organism: Penaeus monodon (black tiger shrimp)
Lineage: Eukaryota; Metazoa; Arthropoda; Malacostraca; Decapoda; Penaeidae
Product: craniofacial development protein 2-like
Exons: 4
Coding region: 1-690 (229 amino acids)
Source: RefSeq, a predicted model, not a curated record